This is a messenger RNA of Cylicostephanus goldi, 577 nucleotides long. The record is from the annotation of a GenBank genome assembly. NCBI's taxonomy places the organism in Eukaryota, Metazoa, Nematoda, Chromadorea, Rhabditida, Strongylidae.
UUGUUUUGCAGAGCAACAACGACAGGCUCAUAAUGCUAAUAUCAAUUUUAUUCUUUCACCAGAAGGAGAAGUGGCCAAGGGAGGAAUUCGACGAGUACAGUUGGUGAGAUCAAAACCGUCUGCACCGGUCAGGAAAGAUGCCGAGUUUAAAUUGCCUCGAGGUGAAUUGCGCCGUCAAGAUCUUCACCCUCCGGGUCCUCCUUGCGGUAUACCUCCUGCUCUCAGCGAUAUUGAAGGAGAAGGCGAUGAUCCUUAUCACGUUCCGAUACCCGCAGAUGAUGACCUUGUACCUGUUAUAAUUCCCGACUUCGAUGGGCCAAGUAAGUUCCCCAAAUUUCCUUCCGUUCUACCAUUGCGGCAACCUGCUCAUCCUCCUCCUCUUGGUCCCGUUCUAUCCAGGAUUACUCCUGUGGACAUUCCUGUGCUGCCAUUACCUACAACGUCAGACCCGAGUGCUGCUAUAUCGCCGGCUCCUGUAAAUCGAUGCGACCGCGAAGCACCUGUGAUAGGGCCUGAAGCAUCUACAGUUGAUUCUGGUGCACCACAGCUCAGGAAUCUGCGAAAAGAAACCCUCAAG